AUGGCUCUGCCGCAGUACAACCCUGACCAUCUGAGGGCACUAUACCAAAGCGCAAACCAGGACUUUGAAAACAUUCUGAAGCUUCUGUGGCGGGUCAAUGAACGUGAUUUUGGCACCGAUGUAGCACGAUCUAUCGACAGAAUUGAAUCCCAAAAAGCCAGAUUCCAGCGUUCUAUAGAAGGUCCUCUGACCCUGAGAUCACUGGAAAAGAUUACGCACUUCGAAAUACUUCGGAAGGCCUUAGUACCGACUAUCAUCGAUCGGUGCAAAAUACAGAACUCCUCCAUGUUUGAUGAUCACAGACGUGGCAAGAGAUAACUUGGGCUUGAUGACAAGUUUAGAGCUGAUAUAGAGAAGAACUUCGAGAAUAUUAAGGCUAGCAGAAGUUCAAUUGGCACAUUCUUCCCUUGGAUCGAAUAUGUGUAUUUGGGGGAUAUCAUUUCCAAACUUGAUGCUAUCCGCUUCGAAAUCAAAGGACCGGAAGUUAUGGAUGCUGUGAAGGCUAUUCAAAGCCUCAUUGAAAUAUUCAAAAAGGGGAGAAAAGUUCUUGAAAGUCUAGAUCAAAGACUAGAAGAUAGUAUGAGGGGGGUUAAUUCUUUUCGGAAGAAACUUUGGGCGAAAUUGGAGAGCGAGGUUCAAGAAAAUACGGUGGUAAGAAGAAUGCAAGAGGAUCGAGGGAGUGCAGAACGUAGUAGACUGGGUCUAGGGGACACUUUGAAGUGGCUGCAAGAACUUCGUUGA
Messenger RNA from Hymenoscyphus albidus, 741 nucleotides. Lineage: Eukaryota; Fungi; Ascomycota; Leotiomycetes; Helotiales; Helotiaceae. The record is from the annotation of a GenBank genome assembly.